Molecule: messenger RNA, 1316 nt
Organism: Hibiscus syriacus
Lineage: Eukaryota; Viridiplantae; Streptophyta; Magnoliopsida; Malvales; Malvaceae
Exons: 5
Coding region: 328-1179 (283 amino acids)
Source: RefSeq, a predicted model, not a curated record
CUCAAUACUCUUCACAGAUCCCCGGAACCGAAAAAGCCUGUCGCCGGCCUCGCCGUUAACUUCCUCCUAUUUUAUCCCUCGCCUCCCGUCCCUGACCCAGUCCUUCUCUUUCCUUCAAGUUUCCGACAGUCCAGAAAGUAAAAUAAGCAGAUAUAACGCCCCGUCAUCGCCGCUCUCUUCAUUACACUGCUAUUCGCGGCCGCAAUUGAGGUCCUUUGCGGCGGAGGAAUGCACCUUUAUCCAGAAAUAGCUGCGGCAAUAUUUCUAUCCACCGCUGUUUGAAACGCUAGUAGGCAGAGGAGUUGCUGCCCGAAGCAAACCACCGAAAUGGGGAAUAGAAAGGAAAAGAGAAGAUAUUCUGAGAGGCAAUAUACAUCGGACCAACUCGUCCCCAUCGCCUCCCCCACUGCUCUUGCUAAUUUAUCGCUGAACUCUAAGGUGUUGCUGUAUGAUUGGUGGUUGUGCACGGCGAAGACCGGAGGGUUAGCUGUCGGAGGGUUUGAAUGCAGAGGGAGACAAGGACAAAGAGUGUUGCACACCGCAGCCAUCGCCAAAAGACGUGAGGCCACCACUCUUGAAACUGCCGAUGGUAUCACGGUUUCUAUUAGCGGCUUCAUCAAUACCUCUCGUACGCUUGAAAAUGGCUUUUCAUCAAAGGUUUGCAGUCAUUUCCUUUUUGGGUUUCCAUAUGAUUGGGAGGAAUAUGCUUCACAUUUGGAAGGUUGUUCUUCUAAUGAAGAAUCUGUUUGUCGUGGCAGCAGUGCAAUUUCUUCCCUGCCACCUUCUUUAGACAGGCUCCCUGUCCCUGCUGCUAAGAUACGUGAUCUUCUGAUGUUUUCUGCUGGAGAUUCUCAAAAGUUGGUUCUUGAUCACAUGCUGCAGAAGUUGACCUCCCAUGAUUCUCAAAAUGCAAUUAUUGCUGACGAUUCAAACACAGGAAAUAAACAUCCAGAAGUACGUCCUUAUUCUGCUGCUGAUGGUGAAAAUUCGAAUUGCCAAAAUAAGGUUAAGGUUAUGGAGAAUGAUAAUAAUAUGUCGCAUUCAAGGAGUAAAACCACAGUGGAAUCCAAGAAGGAUCAGUCAAGGUUAGGUGUAGGUGUUAAAACCAGAAGCAUGACAUGGUUGAAGCAGAAGAGAGCUUGCCUUCGUUCAUCGGCAUCCUCAAAAAAUGCAUUGUAGGGAAAAUCGACUGCAAAAUAAAAUGGAUUAGCAAUGUAUCUAUAAUGUAAAGAAGUAAGCCACUGAUACCACACAAAACCAGGUAUCUGAUGUUAACUUACUGCAUGAAAUCAUUGUGUUGUACUGGAAUUUUAAAA